Molecule: messenger RNA, 243 nt
Organism: Knipowitschia caucasica
Lineage: Eukaryota; Metazoa; Chordata; Actinopteri; Gobiiformes; Gobiidae
Source: the annotation of a GenBank genome assembly
AUGUGUCCCCAGUCGACUGAGAAGAGAGGAUCGGUGUGUGGAGGCCCCCGGGUGAGGAGAAGCCCGCUGGGUGGAGCACCAACAUUGGUCCCGGUUGCUGUGGGGAACGCCCCAGUCACUUAUCCUGAGUGUGGGGACAAGUUCCUGGCCCUUCUCCCGCAUCUGGACGUGCCAGUGGGUGUGAAAAACGGGGGGGGUGUUGGGGGGGGGUAUGCUUUUAACUGGAUUGGGGGUCCCCCCUAG